This is a messenger RNA of Dermatophagoides pteronyssinus (European house dust mite), 753 nucleotides long. Its product is annotated as vacuolar protein sorting-associated protein 1-like. Lineage: Eukaryota; Metazoa; Arthropoda; Arachnida; Sarcoptiformes; Pyroglyphidae. The record is from RefSeq and is a predicted model, not a curated record.
AUGAGUUUGAAUUUACUCGAUCAAUUGAACUGGCACACUCCGUUUCAUGAUUUCAUAGAAAAUAUUCCUAGAUUAGUUGUAGUUGGAGCUCAAAGUGUUGGAAAAACUAGUAUUUUAGAAAAAAUAAUCGGUCAUUCUGAUGUAAUGCCUAAAGGAAAUGGAAUGGUAACACGACAGCCUGUUUCAUUUAGACUAUACUAUGAAAAAUCAAUUGAUUUUUACGCAGUUUUAUCACUGAAGGUCCCUCCUCCUUCAUAUGAUCAAAUUCAAAAAGACGUGGUAGAUGCAGCUGACAAUCGGUACGUUACAGACAAGUGGUUGGUUGAAACUCCUUUAUUUAUCAAAAUUUACAGCCGCAAGUGUCCUAAUUUAGCAUUAGUAGAUUUACCGGGCUUAAUCAGAGUACCGGAUGAUAGACAGCCUAAAGAUUUAGAUGAGCAAAUAAAAAAAUUAAUCAUGUCUUAUAUAACACAGUCCAACACGGUUAUUGUAGCAAUAAGUCCUGCUAAUCAAGAUAUAGCAAAUUCAGAUAGCUUAAAAUUAGCUCGUGAAGUAGAUCCAACAGGAAAUCGAACCGUAGGAGUCAUAUCUAAAUACGACUUAGUAGGCUCGGAUGAAAUAAUUGAGGGAGUAAUUAAAGGUAAACUUUAUAAGUUACGUUAUGGAUAUAUUCCAAUCAUAAUAUCAAACGAAAAACCAGCUGAAGAAGAAAAAACGAUUAAAAAUCUAAUUACUAGACUAGAAGUGCGGUAA